Rhododendron vialii is the source of this 2134-nucleotide messenger RNA. RefSeq lists its product as uncharacterized. Lineage: Eukaryota; Viridiplantae; Streptophyta; Magnoliopsida; Ericales; Ericaceae. Bases 94 to 2016 code for a protein of 640 amino acids. The transcript is spliced from 3 exons. The record is from RefSeq and is a predicted model, not a curated record.
GGGGAUCAAAAUCCGAUCAAAGAAAAACCAAAACCCUAAUAAUCUCCGAUUCUACGCCCCCCACAUCUCUUUCAACUGUCCGAUCACAAAAAUAUGGCCUCCCCAUCCUCCCUCCUCGGCCCACCAGAAGUCUACAGCCCACGCACCACCAUUGUCACCGCCAUGGCCACCUCCGCCGCCACCGGCAACCCAUUCAUAGACCUAAUGGUAGACAACUUCAACACCACCACCACCCCUACCCCACCGCCCCCCAUGGGCUACACGGAAAAACAAUCCCCCACCUUCCUCUCCACCGGCAACCCGUGCCUCGACGCCUUCUUCCACGUGACGCCCAACACCCAUCCGGCAACCUUAACCCAACGUCUACACAAAGCGUGGGACCACAAUCCUCUGACUGCUCUAAAACUGGUGUGUAACCUGAGAGGCGUACGCGGGACUGGGAAGUCCGACAAGGAAGGGUACUAUACGGCUGCGCUGUGGCUGCAUCAGCAUCAUCCGAAAACGCUGGCGUGUAAUGUGGGGCCGUUGGCUGAGUUUGGGUACUUUAAGGACUUGCCGGAGAUUCUUUAUAGGAUUCUGGAAGGCCCUGAGGUGCGGCGGGAGGCGAAGAAGGCGAGGCGAGAGGCGGAGAUGGAGAGGGAGUCCGGCGGGUGGAUGGGGAGAGGAAGAAGGGGAUUAAAGAUGAAGAAGUCGACGCCGUAUAAGUCGCGCUCAAGGAAGGAGUCUUGGGUUUUGGAGGCAAUGCAGAGGAUAGAGAUCGAGGAGGAGAAGGCUCGUGAAUCGAGGGAGGCGAAGAAGAUCGCCGCUGCCAAAAAGGCUGUCGAACGCUACAGCAGUGAUCCGGAUUACAAGUUCCUCCACGACCGAAUCUCCGAUCUCUUCGCCGAUUUUCUCAAAUCCGAUAUCCAGCACUUCAAUUCCAACCAGUUGAACAAAAUCAGCCUCGCCGCAAAAUGGUGCCCUUCGCUUGACUCCUCGUUCGAUAAAGCGACUCUGCUUUGCGAAAGCGUCGCGAAAAAAGUUUUCCCCCGUGAUUUAUACAAAGAAUACGACGGUGUCUUAGAUGCUCAUUACGCUUAUCGCGUUCGUGACCGUUUACGUAAGGAAAUCCUCGUACCGCUGCGAAAAGCCCUAGAAUUACCCGAGGUCUAUAUUGGUGCUAAUAAAUGGAAAUCUAUUCCAUACAAAAGGGUUGCCUCUGUGGCAAUGAAGUUUUACAAAGAGAAGUUUAUAAAGCAUGAUAGGGAACGGUUUCAGGAGUAUCUGGAGAAGUCAGGAAAGGGGAUUGCGGCAGGGGCGUUGUUGCCACACGAGAUUAUAGCAUCGUUGAACGGCAAGGAUGGGGGAGAGGUAGCCAAGCUUCAGUGGAAGAGGAUGGUGGAUGAUUUGUCAAAAAAGAGGAAACUGAAGAAUUGUUUGGCGAUUUGCGAUUUUUCGGAUAGCAUGAAUGGGGUACCAAUGGAGGUUUCGUUGGCGCUCGGGGUUUUGAUUUCAGAAUUGAGUGAAGAACCGUGGAAAGGGAAGCUGAUUACAUUCAGUCAUAACCCGACGCUUCAGAUGGUUUUAGGUGAUGAUUUGAGGUCAAAGACGGAUUUUGUGAGGAGAAUGGAGAGCGGGACGAGCGUUGAUUUCCAGAAGGUGUUUGACUUGAUGUUGGAAGUGGCUGUGAAUGGGAAAUUAGCCGAAGAACAUAUGAUCAAGAGGGUGUUUGUCUUUAGUGACAUGGAGUUUGGUCAGGCGUCGGCGAGACCUUGGGAGACGGAUUACCAGGCGAUUGUGAGGAAAUUUGGGGAGAAGGGGUAUGGGUCGUCUGUGCCAGAGAUUGUUUUUUGGAAUCUGAGGGACUCAAGGGCGACUCCUGUGGCUGGGAACCAGAAAGGGGUGGCCCUUGUGAGCGGUUUUUCCAAGAAUUUGAUGACUGUGUUCUUGGAGGAGAGUGGGGCUUUGAAUCCUGAGGCUGUCAUGGAAGUGGCCAUUUCUGGUGAGAAGUAUAAGAAUCUGAUUGUGCUUGAUUGAUCGUGUUCUAAUCAGCUAAUAAAUAUAUUGGAUCAGUUCAGUUUAUUUCCUUCUUUUGUUGGUACGUCUCUUUGGAAAAUUUGAGAAAUAGAAGUGAAAAAAAGAACACUUGUUUUCA